GACUGUUGUAAACAGCCUCAUUUUGGCACGUGCCCUCCUCGAGUCUGCCUGGCAACAGCUAUGCACCAAUCCCAGACUGACUGGUGUCCUUUCAGGAAGGAACGCCCAUCCUGCCUAGAUACAAGCCGCUCCCUUUCUUGCUUGCUUGACCCUCACCUCCAGCUCUCCCUCAAUCAAGAAGUGCUUCAAUAAAGUGUGAUCAGAGAAGGAUCCUCGUGUCAGUGGUCUUCUUCCCCUGAGGGUCAGGGGCGCGCCACAGCUGGUGCGGAAACCCGGGAACUGCUUUCAGCGGACACUAGUGAGGGGCCGAAGAGGAUCCAGAACUCUACACACGAAGCGGCGACGUCGGACCGUACGGAUCCAAUUUGGGUUCCGGAGAUGCUGAUUCGAAAAAUCGACAAUCAAGAGGAGAAGGAUGUCAGCACUGACGAUAUUCUGGAGGAAAAGGAUGAUGCUGUGGUUACUAAUCCAUCUGACCCAUGCCAAUGAAGAAUAUUUUUGGUCAUUUACCCGAACAUGGCCAAUACCUGUGCCUGUACAUAAUGUAUCCUCAACCUUCCCUCAGUUCUAUUCUACCCUUUGCCAUUUUGGGGUCCCCUGCAAAGCGAAAGACAAAGUUAAUAAGGAACAACAGGCAUUUAAUCAAUCUCGAGUGCCCCUGCAAGGAACGCUCUGUUUUUCUAAAGAUACCAAUGCGUCCCCUUGUGUCCUUGUGCAAAGACAGGUGCUGUCAGCAUUUGAAGACCCAUUAAGAUCCUUGACCCUAGAUUUAGAGGUAAAGAUGUUGCAUGAAGCAUUGUCUCAAAUAGCAUCAGGCGCUUUGAGUGGCUCAGGUACCGGAACUAAUGGCAGCCCGGUGAUUAAUGUCACUACAUAUUGGAUGAAUAUGACUUUUAUUGCCCCAAAAAUUAGUAGGCAUAAUAGCUAUGGGUCAUACAACGGAUCUAAGCCCACACAUCUUUGUCCCAAUGUGUUUUCUGAAUAUCCGCCUGAAUUUCUUGAUUGUAGAGGAAAAUAUGAUAAAAUAGUUCCCAUCUCAUCGGGACUUUGGUUUACGCCAGAUUUGAUGAGGUAUCAAUAUAAGAAUAAUUCCACAAAAACGGGUUGGCCCUUAUCAUCCUGGAUCCUCAUUAAUUCCAAGGGUGCUGCUUGUGACCUCUCGCCAUUAGUUAAUCUAGAGGAUAGUAAAGUGGAACUUUACAAUGUAACUGGAAGCCUGAACACCACCAACAAGAAGCUUACAGUAUCAUGGGCACAUAAACAACAUAGUAUUUCCUAUCCCAGAGGCAGGGUAUGUGUAGAUCCACCAUUUUUGUUUUUGCUUUUUAAUUAUUCUCAGGACUUGGUUGAUUGUGAGAACCAGACUUGUGUCAUCAGUCAAUGCUGGGGUGCUGAAUAUUAUAACUCAGCAUUGGUUAUGCGUCUGCCAAUUUUUGUACCUAUUCCUGUAAAGGCAGACCCAAACAAUUUUCCUAUAGCCACUCUGUUCAGACAAAAAAGGGACUUUGGUAUUACAGCAGCCAUAGUUACGGCUAUAGCCGUCUCUGCAGCCGCUGCGGUUACUGCCGGAGUAGCUAUGGCAAAUCAAGUACAGACCGUUCAACAAGUUAAUGAGGUGAUACAAAAAACUUCUAGUGCUCUUUAUGUUCAAGAGAAGGUAAAUACUCACUUGGCUUCAGGAAUACUUAUGCUCAAUAAGAGCAUAGACUUAUUGGAAGGGAACAUACAAGAUCUUUUUGAUAUUAUGACAGUGAGUUGUGUGGAUAGAACCCCGCACAUUUGCAUUACACCCUAUCCUGCUUCCAUUAAUGAGUCUAGACAACUAUCUCGCAUUUUGAGUGGAAAUUGGUCUAUAGAGUUUGAGCAGCUUCAAGCUAAUUUUACCUAUCACAUUCAAAUGCUUAAUGAUUCUAAGGUAGAAUUAGUCACCUUGGGACAAUUUUCAGAUUGGAUGGUGAAGACAUUUUCCUAUUUUAAGGAAUGGAUCGGAGUCGGUAUGUUCGGCAUGUUUUGCCUGGCAGGCAUGGCUUUAGUCCUGUUCCUGAUCUGUAGGAUGCGAUUCGUCAGAAAAAGGGAAAAGGUUGCCAUUGCUCGAGCCUUGACAGCCCUGGAGGCCGGCCAAUCUCCCCAAGCUUGGAUCAGUAUUUUUCAAGAUCUCUAGUCUAGUGCCCAUGCACCCGGAGGCCUUGUUGCCAUUGUACCCAGUGGGACUAGAUGGCCGAUGAAGUCUAGUGCCUAUGCACCCGGAGGCCUUGUUGCCAUAGCACCCGGUAGGGCUAGAUGGCUGUUGAAGCAGUCGGUCAGAGACUAUUCCGGAUAGUUUGCACCUGAGAGUGCACUGAGCCGAUCCACUCAGGGGAACAAGAUGUCGAGCAUAUAGGUUGCCCUCGUAAUCGCCCUAUCCCUGGAAAAAGAGCGGCGCACUCGACAGGGCGGCGUCCUCUGUUCCCAGCUAUGACCGAUGAUGCGUCAAUAAAAUAAAAGGGGGAAGUGUGGGAACACACACAAUUCGCCAUUACAAGAUGGCGCUGAAGACUGUUGUAAACAGCCUCAUUUUGGCACGUGCCCUCCUCGAGUCUGCCUGGCAACAGCUAUGCACCAAUCCCAGACUGACUGGUGUCCUUUCAGGAAGGAACGCCCAUCCUGCCUAGAUAUAAGCCGCUCCCUUCCUUGCUUGCGUGCCCCUCAUCUCCAGCUCUCCCUCAACCAAGAAGUGUUUCAAUAAAGUGUGAU
Phodopus roborovskii (desert hamster) is the source of this 2733-nucleotide messenger RNA. RefSeq lists its product as uncharacterized. The transcript has 2 exons. The record is from RefSeq and is a predicted model, not a curated record. Bases 416 to 2161 code for a protein of 581 amino acids. NCBI's taxonomy places the organism in Eukaryota, Metazoa, Chordata, Mammalia, Rodentia, Cricetidae. Gene Ontology annotation, molecular function: structural molecule activity.